AUGGAUCCAAUACAUAUUUCUCGUCGUCGUAAUCAAAUUAAUCGUCGUCGUCUUCUCGAAGAAGAGAGACGACAACGACAACAACGACAACAACAACAACAGGCACAAUGCGAAAGAGUGAUUUUUGCUCUUCGUGCCUUUAACUGUCUCCCUACGGGAGUUACAUCUACUGGUCCCGUCCCCAUGCAAACGAGCCAAAUUCUGGCUACUUCUCCUGCUCCUUCCUCCACCAACACAACCUCAACAACAACAACAACCAAAACAACCAAAACCGCAACAUCAACCAUCACAACCAUCACAACAACAACAAUCAUCGUCACCCCCAAUGCCACGAAACCGUCUGAUCCUCCCCGUUCUACUCAAUCAAACAAAGAAAAUAAAAAUAAACAAUAA
Messenger RNA from Rotaria socialis, 393 nucleotides. NCBI's taxonomy places the organism in Eukaryota, Metazoa, Rotifera, Eurotatoria, Philodinida, Philodinidae. The record is from the annotation of a GenBank genome assembly.